AUGUCGGUCGACACAGAGCCCCGCGCCCCUCGCGCAAAUAACACUCAGUCUUCUCCCACCUUCCGCCAAACCGGCUUCGCUGUGCCGACUGCCUCGGCCCCCGCAACCAAUGAUGUCAACGCCGUUGCUGUCGCUCAGCAUGUCCUCUCGCCAAAGAUGCGUACCUCCAACGCCAGUCUCAACGCAGCACUGCAGGGCAAGGCUAUGGUCUUGUCCAAGUCUGGGAUUCCCCAAGACGAAGACUCAGACAUGACAGAGGCAUCCCAAUUGCCGCUGCCCAUCCCUGGCUCCUUUGGCAAGCUCGAGCCCGUGGCCAUGAGCUCGCACGUCUCGCGUUCUCCCAACGACCUUCCAACGCCUCCGGAUGCUCCUGCUGCCGCACCUCACAAGGUUUCACAAUCCCCUCACAGUGCGACGGUGCGACUUCCUUCGCUCAACUCGAGCAUGCUCUCUCCACGAUACUCCACGCUGCAAGGCUCGAGCAUCUCGAGUGGUCCCACUUCCAUCACAUCCAGCAACUUCUCUCCCAGCAGGAGCACCGAUCCUCAUCUCUACUCGAUCUCGGCUGGCAGAAAGUACAGCUACACCAGCUUCAACAAACCUUCGCUCAGCACCUCGUUCAAGACCUCGGCUAUGCGUAUGCGCGGACCGGCACUGGAUGACGACGAAGACGAGGAGGACGACAGCUUUGGUAGGCCAGUGUUGCGAUAUGCGCGAGGCUCCACAGCAGCCACAGACAGGGCAACCGCUGAACCCGGCAUCGAACUGGACGGCGAUGAGGUCUUCUCCUUUUCGAGUCCCUGCUUCGGUCCCAAGGAAUUGUCCGAUGACAGCGUGCCUUCGCCCGAGCUUCACGAGGCCAUGCCUCCUUCUCAGGCUGCGGCCAACCCGAACGCCAUCAUGAGCCCAAGCUGGGCCACCGCCUCGCUCGGCAAGCUGUCCUUGAACAGCAACGAGGCGAGAGGAUCUCCUGGUUCGGCUAGCGCACGCAGGCCGUCACGCUCGCAACACCACCACAGCAGUGGAGCUCUGUCGUCUUCAGCCGACGUAGCAGCUGCUGCCAUGAAGCAGCGCCGAUAUUCGCACAACAAGCACACACGUCCUGCGUUUGCCUCACCUGGUCCUAGCAGCUACACAUACUCAUCCAGCUUCGGCCGCGACCAUCCUUACGCACGCACGCCUACCUCCUCCAGCUUGACACCCAGCCAUCGCAAGCAGUCGAGGUCAAGGUCGAGGUCCAGGUACGACGAGAGACCUGCUCGAAGUGGCACGGCGGUGGACGACGACGAGACGGACGAGGAGAUGCGCAUGGACGACGACGACGCUACGGAGGACGAAGCCGACUAUGCCUACAGCGCAUCCUACCAGGCUCGCGUGCGCCAGGGCCUUGCACAGAGAGGCGAUGCGGCUCUCGGCAGCACUCCGUCGAGCUUCGGUGCGAAUGCCUCCAACUUGGGUCUCACUUUCCAUAUGAGCCCGGGCAACCAUUCCACACUCGGUAAGGGGCAUCCGCUGGAUGCAAGUCGAUCACCCGUCAUGUCCAAUGCCAACGUUGCCGUCAGCUUGAGCCGCCAGUACAGCUCGGAUCGACAUGCAGCAGCUGCAGGCGGCCUCGCACCGCUCCGACACCACCCGUAUGCCACCAGUCCAUCCGCCACAACGGGCCCGCUGAGCGCCUCUAUGGGUUUGGCCUACUCUCCUGGCUCCAAUGCGCCCCUCAAUCGACCGGCUCACCGCAGAGGAAGCAGUCUGAACAACGGACUGGCUGCCCCGGCCUAUUCCGCAGGCACCCUGUCAACGUCACCUCGAUUCGGCAACGCAGCUGCUUCGGGUCGCAGCCCAGAGGAUGCAGGCGCUGAUCGUCUCAGCCAAUCACCGUACGGAGUCAGCUCUGGCUCUCCAUAUGCAGCGGGCGCUCGCGGUCUGAACGGGACGGGAGGCUACUACGGACCCGCUCAAGGCGGCGCCUACAGCCAGUCGCCGCGCUACUCGCAGAGCUACGGUGCUCGCAAGGAGUCGGGCGGAUACGCUUCCACCCUCGCAUCGCACUUUGAAGGCCACGAGCGAUCCGACAGCAUGGCAAGCGAGGCGACCGAGGUGGGCGACGCAUCCAACGCCUCCAUUCCUUCGAUCCGCAAGUCCUCAUUCGGCAAAGCAGGCGCGGUGCGCUCGACGAGCAACACAGCCGCCACAGGCAACACCGAGGAGACACAACAGGUCGCUGCCAUCCGCGACCGUCUCGGUGGCGCCGCCAGCUGCUCGGCCUUCAUCUCCAAACUCUGGCACCUCAUGAUCAACCCGGAGCAGUACAGCAAGUACAUCCGAUGGGACGAAGCCGGCACCUCCAUCAUCCUCUCUUCGGAACCGGACAUCGCCAACGAGUUUGCUGCCGACGUCUUGCCUCGUCUGUUCAAGCACGGUAACAACGCGAGUUUCAUCCGUCAGCUCAACCUGUACGGCUUCCAGCGCAUUCCUUCGUCCCGAUUGCUGGAUGCGGCCGAGAUGAAGGUCGCCGCCGCCAAGAGGGCCGAGAUGGGCAAUGGCGGCAGUUCGACAUUGAACACGGCGGUGCAGCUGUAUGGCGCGCACAGCAGCUUCGCUCAUCCGAGGUUCCUGCGGGGCAGAGAGGAGUUGUUGCCUACCAUGAAGCCGAGGAGCUCCAAGAAGCCCAAGAAGGCCGGGGCGAGGGCCGAGGCCGGCGCAGGAGGCGACGAGACGGAUGAGGAGGACUUUGCGCUGAGUUGA
Messenger RNA from Kalmanozyma brasiliensis GHG001, 2745 nucleotides. RefSeq names its product Heat shock factor (HSF)-type, DNA-binding. The transcript has a single exon. NCBI's taxonomy places the organism in Eukaryota, Fungi, Basidiomycota, Ustilaginomycetes, Ustilaginales. Bases 1 to 2745 code for a protein of 914 amino acids. Gene Ontology annotation, biological process: regulation of DNA-templated transcription. The record is from RefSeq and is a predicted model, not a curated record. Gene Ontology annotation, molecular function: DNA-binding transcription factor activity; sequence-specific DNA binding.